Coniophora puteana RWD-64-598 SS2 is the source of this 714-nucleotide messenger RNA. RefSeq lists its product as uncharacterized. Bases 419 to 598 code for a protein of 59 amino acids. The record is from RefSeq and is a predicted model, not a curated record. The transcript is spliced from 2 exons. NCBI's taxonomy places the organism in Eukaryota, Fungi, Basidiomycota, Agaricomycetes, Boletales, Coniophoraceae.
AACAAUGGGGGCUCGACCGCAGGUAUAAAAGCCUGCGUCGCUUCUGCUUUGCUUUCUUAUCACUCACGCAUACCCGUUUCACGACUUCACGACCUCGAUACCGCUUGACGCUGUUUACGACCUAUUUUAUCGUCGCCACCCCUCACGCCCUCUUCUGCCAAUCGCUUUACGCUAUAUCAUUAUUGUCAUCCAUGGACGAAUUCGCUACGCUCAUCAUCCCCACCUCGGAGGUUCCCAACUCUGGGAUACCCGUCGACUUUGAGUUCGAUCCUAUGGAAACGACCUGUUACGGUUUAUGUAUCGUCGCUUGAGGCGACUUGCUCCCUCGUUAUUCUCUAUCGUUGGAGAGUAACAGGUAUGAGCUGCAUAUCACCGCUUGGACUGUGUCCGCAUCUAUCUAUCGGCGCCGGUUGACGGCAUGGCACUAUAUCAACGUUCAACCACCGCUCACUCUCGCCAUCUCGCCUUCGGUGCGAAGCUCAGGAAGCAAGCGGGAGCGGCAGCUCGCGUCGGACAUUAUUUUAUUUCAGGUGACGUUUUAGUCAGCGAUUACAGCGUUGCCCCGCACCCCUUUUAUUCAGCUUACGACUCUUCUUGACGAUUGACGAGGCUUCAAAGCUUCACGACCAUGGACGCGUUUUAUACCCUGGGCACGACUAUUCUUGCUGUAUUGCUAGCAUUGUAUUACCAUUUUGAUUUUAUAUCGCACUGAUA